Molecule: messenger RNA, 1498 nt
Organism: Platichthys flesus (European flounder)
Lineage: Eukaryota; Metazoa; Chordata; Actinopteri; Pleuronectiformes; Pleuronectidae
Product: radial spoke head protein 3 homolog B-like
Exons: 8
Coding region: 122-1114 (330 amino acids)
Cellular component (GO): cilium
Source: RefSeq, a predicted model, not a curated record
UCCACUUCCUGGAGAAGGUCGCAACAACCAUCUGUUUGCUUCCUGGACGUUCCGGGGUCCACACAUCGGAACUCGUCCCAGACUCGACUCCUCUGCUUCCCGACACUUUCCCCCCCGAGAAAUGGCGUCUGCUCCUCCCAACCACAGAGCGCACAGCGGGACGUACACGUUCUCCAGCCGCCCCCGAGCCGUGGAGACCCGCAGGAAAUACAAGGAAGCUCCGGAUGAACAGACACACAGCUACUAUGGAAACAUUAUGUAUGACCGUCGUAUUAUCCGAGGAAAUACUUAUGCUCAACAAAUCAUACCAACCACAGCUCAGCCGGACCCUGCUGAAAUACAAAGACAGCAGGAGAUCAAGCGGAAAGCCAUCGCUAUAAAACGAGCUCAAGAGCAGAGCAGGGCCAAGACUCCUGAAGCUCUGCAGGGCAGAAAACACAUUGAUGUACAAACAGAUCUUUAUCUUGAAGAACUGAGUAAUGUUACAGUGGCCACAGAUAUCGAGUGUCAGACGGAUGCUUUCCUGGACAGACCAGCGUCCCCACUCUUCAUCCCGGCCAAAUCCGGAGAAGAUGUUGCAACACAGAUAGAGGAGGGAGAGCUGUUUGACUUUGACAGGGAGGUGCAGCCCGUGCUGGAGGUGCUGGUGGGAAAGACAAUCGAGCAGUCUCUGCUGGAGGUGAUGGAGGAGGAGGAGCUGGCCUGUCUCAUGGCCCAGCAGAGGGCCUUCCAUGAGCUGAGGAAUAUCCACCUGGCAGAAGUGCAGCGCCUUCAGGAGAAGGAGAGACGCCACAGUGAGGAAAAGGAGCGUCGGAUUGCUCAGCAGAAGGAGGUGCUGCAGAAAGAAAGAGAGACUGCAGAGAAGAUUGCUGCCCGGGCGUACACCAAGCAGUACCUGGCUGACCUUCUACCUGCAGCCUUCACCUCGCUCAGAACUCACGGAUUCUUUAACGACCCAGUGGAGACCGAUAUUGAAACAAAUUUCCUACCCUGGCUGAUGGAUGAGGUGAACAGAAAAUUGGAAAGGAGAUACGCAGCUAGAGAGCUUCUGGACAAUAUCAUCCAUGAUGCCGCUCAGAAGAGACUGGAGCAGUUCAAGGAGCCGGAGACAUAAACAGACAAAUCUGAUGUAUCACAUGGAGAGACUCUGUUAUCAUUCAAUGACAUGAAGACUUUUUUGUCAAUCAAAAAGACCUAUGAGGACUUCUUUAUUACUUUGCAAUGUAACAAUGUGCAACAUGUCUCAAGUGGAGACUCUCGCUGCAUUACAAUCUGUACAUUCCGGUAUUUCAGUUUGUAUAUUCAUGUAGCCUGUCGUGCAUUUCUGUAUCUUAUUCAAUAUCUGGUCUUUUUCUGCAGAUAUGCAAAUCUGAUUUCUUGAAUGUUUUGUUAGUUUCUAUUUAUCUGCAAAAUUAGCAGAAAAUGUCUUUCCUUCACUUGUCUUCAGUCCAGCAGCUUUGGGUCCGCGGUAUAUAUUAAAAAGAAGAAGUUGCGUUUC